Molecule: messenger RNA, 1133 nt
Organism: Polistes dominula (European paper wasp)
Lineage: Eukaryota; Metazoa; Arthropoda; Insecta; Hymenoptera; Vespidae
Gene: RfC4
Product: replication factor C subunit RfC4
Biological process (GO): DNA-templated DNA replication; DNA repair
Cellular component (GO): nucleus; DNA replication factor C complex
Molecular function (GO): DNA clamp loader activity; ATP hydrolysis activity; ATP binding
Source: RefSeq, a predicted model, not a curated record
CACCCAGUGUUGCCAUAUGGUGUAAUCAGCCGGUAACAAUAGCAGAGUGUUUAGGAUAGAAAUUAAAAAAAUGGCGCGAGAUAAUGAUACCGAUGAAAUGAUGGAAGUUGAUGUUUUACCAUCUACGAGUGGACAUAAUUCGAAAAGUAAAGAACAUUCAAAUAAAUCUUGUGAUUUACCUUGGAUUGAGAAGUAUCGUCCACAAGUAUUUACAGAUAUCGUUGGCAAUGAGGAUACUAUUGCUCGUUUAUCUGUUUUUGCACAACAUGGAAAUACACCAAAUAUUAUUAUCGCAGGACCACCCGGUGUAGGAAAAACUACAACUAUUUUAUGUUUGGCACAUUUACUCUUAGGUCCAUCUUUUAAAGAUGCUGUGUUAGAAUUAAAUGCAUCUAAUGACAGAGGAAUUGAUGUCGUUAGAAAUAAGAUCAAAAUGUUUGCGCAAAAGAAAGUCAAUUUAACGAAAGGAAAACACAAAAUAGUUAUUUUGGAUGAAGCUGAUAGUAUGACUGAUGGAGCCCAACAAGCUCUUCGUCGUACAAUGGAAAUAUACAGCAAUACAACUAGAUUUGCAUUAGCUUGUAAUAAUAGUGAGAAAAUUAUUGAACCAAUACAAUCACGUUGUGCCAUGUUAAGAUAUGGGAAAUUAAGCGAUGCCCAAGUCUUGGCAAAAGUCAUAGAAGUUUGUCAAAAAGAAAAUGUUUCUUAUACAGAUGAUGGCUUAGAAGCCAUAGUAUUUACAGCUCAAGGUGAUAUGAGACAAGCGUUAAACAAUUUACAAUCUACCCACAAUGGAUUUGGUCAUGUAAAUGGUACAAAUGUUUUUAAAGUAUGCGAUGAACCACAUCCUCUUUUGGUAAAGGAAAUGCUUGAAUUGUGUACGCAAGGAAAUAUUUGUAAAGCGUUUCAGAUAAUGCAACAUUUAUGGAACUUGGGUUACUCUGCAGAAGAUAUCAUUGGAAAUAUAUUUCGUGUUUGUAAGAAUCUUCCUAUUGAAGAAAAAUUAAAAUUGGAAAUGGUAAAGGAAAUAGGAAUUACACAUUUAGGAAUUGUGAAUGGUAUUAAUAGUUUAUUACAAAUGAAUAGUCUGCUGGCUCGACUAUGUCAAAAACAUAUUUCAAAAAAAUGAAAAC